AUGGGGGAAGACUGGCUGCCAUGGAACCGGCCGUGGCAGGUACUUAAGCCAAUGCCCCUGGGCAUGAACAGCAAGCCCCGGUUUCGGUUUCAGAGUCGGCUGCCAUCUCGGUGUUUUGCAAAGCAAAAGCAGGAACAGAUAAAGUUUCCCACCUUCCUGGAUGGCCGGCGCUGGGUAUUUGUGAAGGAAGGGCUAGAUGAUUUCAGGAGAGGAUUCCCUCCACCUUGUAAAGGCCUAAUCACUUGUGCCAAGAAGAGUUUUCUACCCACGAUUUCUCACAAGACCUCCAGACUGGACUACAAAAAGGGUCUGACAACCUGGCCCAAGAAUGCAAACCCGUUUUCGACUUCAUUGGCCCAGCAAGACCGCAAGGUCUUUGUGGAGAACACUGAAGCACAUCUGACCCCGCAUCCCUUGGCUCUGUGGCCGCUGGAAAAAGAUAUUCCUGAACCUCUCUUCUUAGAGGUGCUGGAAGAACUAGAUCCAGACCAGAAAAUGGAGGACAAGUGGGCUUACUGUGAAAGUCGGGCUUACUAUGAAGGUCACCAAGAACUAAUUGAGCCUCAGCGGCCCACCCAGGAAGAAGAACCCACUGCUACAACUGUUUACCAGCCACCUGCCAAGUUUCCUGGGGCACGUAAAUACGGUGUGCUUCCUUCAAACAAACCCAAAAAGAGGGAAAUCAAGAGAUCCAUCCAUACUGUUUAUUAUAAAUUAGUGCCCAAAGGAGUCUCUCACUUCUGUGAAUGGGUUGAAACAUUUGGAGACAUGGGCAUUGAUGAAGACUUCAUAGUGAAACAAUUUGACCUUGGCUACCAAUGCACACCAACCUAUGAAGAUACUGCCAUCAAGAAAAUCGGCCUGAUUCCUUCUGAGUUCACAUACUGCAGGAGGCUGAGCAGAGUGAAGCAGAUCAGGUUCUCCUUACAGGAAUCAAAUUUUGAAAAGAAAAUCCUACAAGCAAAUGUUUAUGAACCCAUCAAGGAGAAGUUUAGGUAUGGAGCAUGGUACCUAAAGCCCAAGUUAUGGAAAAAGCUAGUAGAUGGCGAACCUUUGAUUGACCCCAAGGUGUUACUUGAAUACGAACUGGAAAGACUUGGUAAACCAGACAUUAUUGAUGAUCUUUAUGGAAUAAUUGCCUUUAAAGAUUUCAUUGUAAGCAAGGGCUAUAGUAUGCCAAGCAUCCUUGAAAAGCUCUUUAUGAGAAAGAGAUGGGAUUUUGAUAAAGUCAGCACUCCUAUACCAAGAGUAUUAAAAGCUCAUGAGUUGAUUAUGCAAAAAAAGGAUGAAGAUUAUGAUGAUGAAAAUGACUAA
Jaculus jaculus (lesser Egyptian jerboa) is the source of this 1314-nucleotide messenger RNA. RefSeq names its product protein FAM47A-like. NCBI's taxonomy places the organism in Eukaryota, Metazoa, Chordata, Mammalia, Rodentia, Dipodidae. The record is from RefSeq and is a predicted model, not a curated record. The transcript has a single exon. Bases 1 to 1314 code for a protein of 437 amino acids.